Mus pahari (shrew mouse) is the source of this 1777-nucleotide messenger RNA. It is a transcript of the gene Bcat2, whose product is annotated as branched chain amino acid transaminase 2. Gene Ontology annotation, molecular function: branched-chain-amino-acid:2-oxoglutarate transaminase activity. The record is from RefSeq and is a predicted model, not a curated record. Gene Ontology annotation, cellular component: mitochondrion. NCBI's taxonomy places the organism in Eukaryota, Metazoa, Chordata, Mammalia, Rodentia, Muridae. The coding region runs from base 225 to 1406 and encodes 393 amino acids. Gene Ontology annotation, biological process: L-valine biosynthetic process; L-leucine biosynthetic process. The transcript is spliced from 11 exons.
GAGGAGGGAGAGAGGGUGCGGCAGGUCGGGACUGUUCCCGCGCACGAUCUUCACAGCAGAGCCUGGGUCCCUGAGGUCCCUAGAACUUCUAAGGAAGGCCUGGCAGAAGUGAGGCUCGCGGAAAGCAGCCAUCUGCGGGAGGGGGCGUGAGCAGGGCGGGGCCCGAAUGCCUUCCACCAGCCGCGCCCCAGGCGGGCACAGUCGCCGGCCGCACGCACGGGAUCAUGGCUGCAGCCACACUCGGACAGGUCUGGGCCCGAAAGCUUCUGCCUGUCCCCUGGCUUCUGUGUGGGUCCAGAAGAUGUGGGUCCUCCAACUUCAAGGCUGUAGACCUCCAGAUUCAGAUGACCAAAGAGCCACAGAAGAAGCCAGCCCCUAGCCAGCCGCUGCUGUUUGGGAAAACCUUCACAGACCACAUGCUGAUGGUGGAGUGGAAUAGCAAGGCAGGCUGGGGCCCUCCAAAGAUCCAGCCCUUCCAGAGCCUCACACUGCACCCAGCCUGCUCCGGUCUACACUACUCACUGCAGCUCUUUGAGGGCUUGAAAGCAUACAAAGGCAGAGACCAGCAGAUACGCCUCUUCCGGCCCUGGCUCAACAUGGACAGGAUGCUACGUUCUGCAAGGCGCCUCUGCCUGCCAGACUUUGACAAGCAGGAGCUGUUGGAGUGUAUCCGCCAGCUCAUUGAAGUAGACAAAGACUGGGUUCCCGAUGGCAAUGGAACGAGCCUCUACGUGCGGCCCGUGUUGAUCGGGAAUGAGCCCUCGCUGGGUGUCGGCACGGUCACACAAGCCCUCCUGUACGUCAUUCUGUGCCCUGUGGGCUCCUACUUCCCUGGAGACUCCAUGACACCUGUCUCCCUUCUGGCCGACCCGUCAUUCGUCAGAGCCUGGAUAGGCGGAGUCGGUGACUGCAAGUUAGGGGGGAACUAUGGACCCACUGUGGCUGUGCAGCGAGAAGCCCAGAAGAGAGGCUGCGAGCAGGUCCUCUGGCUGUACGGGCCGGACCACCAGCUCACCGAGGUGGGCACCAUGAACAUCUUUGUCUACUGGACCCAUGAAGAUGGAGUACUGGAGCUGGUAACCCCCCCACUGAACGGCGUCAUCUUGCCAGGAGUGGUUCGACAAAGCCUGCUGGAUCUGGCCAGGACUUGGGGUGAGUUCCGGGUGGCAGAACGCAAGGUCACUAUGAAGGAAUUGAAGCGUGCGCUGGAGGAAGGCCGAGUGCGAGAAUUCUUCGGCUCAGGCACUGCUUGCCAGGUCUGCCCGGUGCACCAAAUCCUGUAUGAGGGCAAGCAACUCCACAUUCCUACCAUGGAGAACGGCCCGGAGCUCAUCCUGCGCUUCCAGAAGGAGUUGAAGGCUAUUCAGUACGGAGCCAGUGCCCACGAUUGGAUGCUUCAGGUGUGACGGUGGGGGCUGUGCCCUCCCUGGUUGGAUCUGCAUCUGCAGACGUGCGGCAUCCAGUCCAGCGUCCUCGCUUCCCAGAGACUCAAGAGAAGUGCAAUAGGGAAAGGUCUGUCCAGAUGCUGGAUCUCUGGCACCCCCUCGUGGACAUUACACUCCAAAGCCUUAAGGGCGGGACCCAUGCAGUUUGGACGCCACCUCAAAUUUUGGGUCUCAGGACUCAGCUGCUCCGCGUCCUGGUGUUCAAGGGAGAACCUGGGCUUCUUCUAUAUCUCCGUUCUCAGGCCGGAUCCCCGGUGCUCUUCCUGUCUUUUUUUUUUUUUUUUUCUUUCUCUGUACUUGCUGCAAUUUUGAAAUAAAAUGCCAAAGAACAA